Messenger RNA from Aspergillus uvarum CBS 121591, 2628 nucleotides. RefSeq lists its product as uncharacterized. The transcript has 5 exons. The record is from RefSeq and is a predicted model, not a curated record. The coding region runs from base 1 to 2409 and encodes 802 amino acids. NCBI's taxonomy places the organism in Eukaryota, Fungi, Ascomycota, Eurotiomycetes, Eurotiales, Aspergillaceae.
AUGGAUCAAAAUGCUGCUGAACGCCUGAAGAUGCUCCAAAUGGAUGAUCUCGGCACGGCCAGACGAGAAUUCAUUUCAACCAAAGAUGGCCCACGACGAGUGCUCAGUGUGGGUAUGGAAACCAUAGAAGCAAGCAGAGAGUCCAACCAACCCGGAACGAAAGCCCAGCUCAUGGCGCAGAAGAACAAGGCCCAGCUCGCGGAUUGGUCGAAUAUCCAUAAGACAAUAGGUGAUACUGCAGACCUUGAAAAUCUUGACAGUCUUCUUGAUGGCCAGAGUCAUCGUCUUGGGCUUGCCGCUUUGUUGCAUUCGAGGCCACAUGACUUUGCUCCAGUUAGGGGAGGCAUGAGUCGUGGGCGUGGUGGUGGCGUAGCAGGGACUCGAGGUCGUCAGAGGAAGCCAAGCGUAUCGAAGGUUGACUAUUCCACGAAAAUCAGCGCCCCUGAAGAAUUUAUGGCUGCUGUUCAGGGUCUAGUCAACACGAAGACUGCUCGCAUAAACUCCCCUGUUGCACUGGAAAUGUCUAACGGUAGUAGUCCAAAGCCCAGCCAAUUGCCUCCUGCGAAGGAAAUACCAAGCCAAGUUUUAUCUCGCCUCACGCAACCUGCUCUUGCAGUAGAUCAUGGCCCAAGCCAACGGUCUCCUACCGUGACUAGAGCCCUGAGUCAAAUACCUCCCGGGAAGUCGCUUACUCCCCAAGCUCAAGCGCCUCGAGCUCCUGCUCAAAGGCCCCGGUCUACGGCAUAUAACACGUCGAGUCAACAAUCUCUCAAAAUGCCAUCACUUCCGGAACCUGACAGAGCAAGGGAUUCAAGCAAAAGGACACCUUCUUCCACGAACAAUACAACCCAAGUCAAUCCUCAGAAAAUGGUUUCGGCUGUUGACGCCGUGAAGAACCUAAGACAGACACCGUCGACUGCGAUGCUGAAGGCGAACCAGACACCACCCAAGGAUACUGUGCUCCCUGUCACAGCGACAAUGAAAAAUGUUCCUGCUGCUUUCAACCUUAGCAAGGACCACCCGGUGAGGUCCAAUAACACGUCUGUGCAAUCACAGGCUGCUGCACAAACACGCCCGACUCCAAAUCCGCAAUUGCUUAAACCCACAACUACGCCAUUACAGCGGGAUGAAGGGCCUCUGCCUAAGAAGCUAGCAGCCAAGCCUUGUGGCAAGCCUCCAUGUCAACCGGGUAACAAAGCCAAUCGGGUACCAGAGACGCAAGGCACUGCAAUGGAGACAAUUCCAGUAAACAAGGUGGUCGUCAAAUUGCCUCCUAGCGAGCCAACUUUCAAACCGAAUGCAGAUGUCCCGGUCACGCCCAAGAAGAUUAAACCACUUACGAACCUUGUUGAUGAAGGAACCGAGAAGAAAGCACCACCGGCGGUGGCUUGUGGCGAGCUUCUUGAUCUUGAUGGUUCUCCUUCACCCGAGGAUGAUUCGGCUGAACAGGAUCCUGCUGCUACAGCUGUAAUGAGCCCUUCCUGUCAAGAUCUAGAGGGGUUGAUAUUUCGGCAGGGCAGUACACGGUCUCCUACUCAAAGAGACUCGACCUCUAGUGAGGCUUCAUCAACACCGACUAAGUUUACCGCUAUUCUUGAUCGACUUAUGAACGCCACUGAGACCAUGACCGGUACUGAGAAGAAGCAGGCGGUUGCGCGCGACAUCGAAGAGCUUCGCAAAGAAGUUGAAAUUCUCUGUUUGUCAGAAGCAGGGCGCCGAUAUUCUAAUGAAAUGUUCGAGAGAGGAAGAGAAGAGUCCAGCCCCGAGCCCAAACCCGAGCCCAAAUCUGAGCCUAAGCCCGGUUAUCACAAUUGUCAUACAUGUCAGGAGAACCAUAAAGCUCAUGCUCAUAUCCCACUUGAGAAUGCCUCGGUGCUCGCAGUUGAUGUGACGUCUAAUGCAGCCUUGGGUGUGGAAGAUCCCUUGACACCCCUUGCACAUAAGUCACAGACCCACCGUUCUGUUCUCCAGACACGCCUCAAGGGCACUGCGCCGCCAUCUGAGCCAAACAAGCUUUACCCUCCAGUAAGCAGCGCAGCUGAGCCAGUAACCACUGUGCAGGAGCUUCAGGAGUCUUGUAUCUCCAAGGCCGUCCAUUUGUACGGCGAGCAUCUACUCCCCGGGAGGUCUGGAAAUCGGCCUGACAACGCUUCCGUCCUGGAGGAUGUGAAGGUCCCAGCAUUUGAAGGGCGAUUCGGUCCAAUAACUCCGGCUUCUACUCCCGUCAAACCGAAUUUGACAUCUCCACUUCUUUCGCAGACGAACGCGAUCUCAGCCUCCCCUGCACUACAGAGAUCUAUGCACGCCCCCAGAAUUUCAGAGAACAGGUCCCCAGCAUCUCGAACUCCCUUGAGAGGACUGGAUGGCUCCAGGUAUGCGACGCCUGCCCUCGACAAGCCUCUACGCUGAGCUUCUCGCAACCACACCAUCGCUACAUAAGGUCUGUACCGUUAGCGGAGUUACACUCACCUCAUGCCUGCAUGAAGUGGCGCUGAGGUCUAUCCGCGUGAUAUCCCUGUCUUUCUUAACCCCCAAAACAAAUCUUCAGAUGGUGAACACGCAAGCUACAUUUGUUUCGAUGCUGCCACAUCUUACAGCAAUUACUUAAUUGUCUAUUUCUAGUGAUGU